Sinocyclocheilus anshuiensis is the source of this 816-nucleotide messenger RNA. RefSeq names its product tripartite motif-containing protein 29-like. The record is from RefSeq and is a predicted model, not a curated record. The transcript is spliced from 5 exons. Gene Ontology annotation, molecular function: zinc ion binding. NCBI's taxonomy places the organism in Eukaryota, Metazoa, Chordata, Actinopteri, Cypriniformes, Cyprinidae. The annotation marks the transcript as partial.
GAUCCAGUAGAAAAUACAAAGCCGUCAAGUCCUGUCUUGUGUGUCUGAACUCUUACUGUCAGAAUCACCUCGAGCAACAUGAGAGUUUCUUUAAAGGAAAGGGACACAAUUUGACUGAUGCCACUGGACGACUGCAGGAGAUGAUCUGCCAGAAACAUGAGAAGCUUCUUGAGGUUUUCUGUCGCACUGAUCAGAAAUGUAUAUGUGUGCUGUGUACGAUGGAUGAACAUAAAAACCACAACACUGUAUCAGCUGCAGCACAGAGGACAGAGAAACAGAAGCAGCUGAAGGAGAUGCAGAAGCAGUUUCAGCAGAGAAUCCAGCAGAGAAAGAAAGAUCUUCGGCAGCUGAGAAAGGCUGUGCAGUCUCAUAAGCGCUCUGCACAGACAGCAGUGGAAGACAGUGAGAGGAUCUUCACUGAGAUCAUCUGCUCCACUGAAAGACGCCGCACUGAGGUCACACAGAUGAUCAGAGAUCAGGAAAAGACUGCAGUGAGUCGAGCUGAAGAACAACUGGAGCGACUGGAGCAGGAGAUCAAUGAUCUGAGGAGGAGAGACGCUGAGCUGGAGCAUCUUUCACACACACAGGAUCACAUCCUGUUCCUGCAGAGUUUCCAGUCUCUCUCAGCGCCUCCUGAAUCUACAGACGUAAUUGACAAUCCUUUCAAUUCUGUCUUCUCUUUUGAUGGCAUGAGAGAAUCUCUCUGUCAGCUGAAAGAAAAAAUGGAGGAUUUCUGCAAAGAGGAGUUUAAAAAGAUCUCUGACAAAGGUAAAGUCCUGAAGAUUCUCUGCUCUCAGAAACGUCUCGGUUACUUGU